Molecule: messenger RNA, 666 nt
Organism: Closterium sp. Naga37s-1
Lineage: Eukaryota; Viridiplantae; Streptophyta; Zygnematophyceae; Desmidiales; Closteriaceae
Source: the annotation of a GenBank genome assembly
AUGUUGGUGGUGCUCACGGGCAAGCCUGCCACAUAUGAGGAUGACACAAACCACUCCAGGGGCAUCCUCAAAUGGGUAUGCACACCUUUCUCCCUCCACCUUCCUCCUUCCACUUUCUCCCUCGCUCCACCUUCUCCCCCUCUCCCCCUUCUCAUCUUCCCUCAAAAUAAUCCGGCCUCUUUCCUGCACCCUUUCUCCGCUAUCAAUACCCUUCCCCUACCUCCUCUCACCUCCUUCCACCUCUCCCCACCCCGUUCCACCACUCACUCUCCCCCCCAACACCCGCAGGUCCAGGAGAAGCUGGGCCAGGGGGGUUCUAUCGAAGAAAUCGCAGAUGCGUGCAUGGGCCCCGUCCCUCCAGACGCGCUGCAGCGCAUCACAGACCUGGCCAUGCGCUGCACUGCCACCUUCACUGCUGACCGCCCCUCCAUGGGCCGCAUUGCCCAGGAGAUGGAUGCGCUGCGUGGUGAGGUGGGCGGUGGGGAGGAGCAGCAGGUGCACAAGGCGUACGAGGUUGUGGAUGCUGAGCUGAGGGCGAGGAUGCAGCAGCAGCAGAAGAUGAGUGAGCAGAGUAUGGACUCUUUUCUUGAUUCGAUUCACUCGGGGAAGAUCGGGAGCAUGAGGGACACGGGGGGGAUGAGCACGGGUGAUGCCUCUAAUGUGUGA